AUGCAACAGCGGUUACUCGCUCUGUCAGCGUUACUCGUCGGCAUGGUUGACGUCAUCUCAGGUCACGGCAGACUUCGAGAACCCCCAGGUCGCUCUACGAUGUGGAGAUACGGGUUUAACACGACAGAAAACUUCAACGACAAUGAAUUAUAUUGCGGUGGAGUUACAGCCCAGCACCAGUUGAACGGCGGUCGGUGUGGGAUUUGUGGAGACAACUACGCUGAUCCCCAGCCACGGGCGAACGAGGCGGGUGGAAAAUAUGGCCAGGGGGUGAUAGUCCGCCACUACCGCCAGGGGCAAACAAUCCAGAUUCACAUUGAGCUUACAGCCCGCCAUCUGGGCUGGAUGGAGUUUAAAUUGUGCCCUACCAACGACGCCAAAAGAAUUGCCACCCAACAAUGCUUGGAUCGUAACGUCUUGCAGAGAGCUGAUGGCGCCGGAACUAAGACUUUCGUUGACAACGAAGUCAGACAUUAUCACUUGCAGUACCGCCUGCCCGCUGGACUGAGCUGUGUUCAGUGUGUGUUCCAGUGGAGAUAUCACACAGGCAACAGUGAGGGUUGUGAUGGUGACGUGUGUUGUGUCGGAUGUGGCCCUCAAGAGGAGUUUUACGGAUGCGCAGACAUAGAGAUCCGUCCCUUGGGGCCCCAUCGCCCAUACUACCCAGCCAGAUUGUUUGAUGGGCGGAAGCGACGGUAA
Messenger RNA from Liolophura sinensis, 699 nucleotides. RefSeq lists its product as uncharacterized. Bases 1 to 699 code for a protein of 232 amino acids. NCBI's taxonomy places the organism in Eukaryota, Metazoa, Mollusca, Polyplacophora, Chitonida, Chitonidae. The transcript has 3 exons. The record is from RefSeq and is a predicted model, not a curated record.